AUGAAGCUGCUCAGCCUCCCUGCUGUAUCACCUCUUCAGCCGAUUGCGAAGCCCGCCAAAUAUGAACACACAGCGCUCCCCUUGGACACGAUCGAUCCGAAACUACGCAUUGUCUCGCUCCUGCCUGGUCGUCAGCAUGAGAAAGUCAAGUGUUCACUGCGUAUUUCUUCUUUGGCGAACGCUCAUUUACAGUAUACCGCCGUAUCAUACACAUGGGGCAGUACUGAAAAGACGCAAACGGUCAUAUGCGAUGGCAAACAACUGCCAGUGACCAAUAACUUGUACGCUGCGUUGCGCAAUCUCCGGACGAAAGAUUCUCCGGUCACCAUUUGGAUUGACCAGCUGUCCAUCAACCAAAGUGACAGUGCAGAGUGUGAAAACCAAGUCGGUAUAAUGGGGAAGAUAUACAAGAACGCCCGGGGAGUAGUCAUAUGGCUCGGUGAAACUCAACACAAAAGCACCCAAGCACUUGCGCUAUGUAAGCAAAUAAUCAAGGUCAUUGACGCGCAUGAGCGAGACAUAUCCAGGGACAUCGUUGGUGGGCCUGAGCAAUUUGGCUUGCCAAAAUGGGCAGACAACGUCUGGUACAGUCUGGGACUUUUGCUGAGGCGGCCGUGGUUUCAGCGGACUUGGACCAUCCAGGAAGUUGUCAUGGCUCGCAAUGCCGUUGUCCGGUGUGGAAAAGACAGCAUACCAUGGACCUCGCUCAGCAGAGUCGCUUCUGUCCUGGACUUUGAAACUGGAAGACCCUCUAGCGUCGUGAACCCAUCAAGCACAAGUCUGACUCACCGCGUGCGACUUAUAGACAGACUCCGGGAGGCUCCAAUGGACUUGAUUGAUUUGCUUCUUGACACCAGAGACUACCAGGUUACCGACCCUAGAGACAAGGUAUACGCGUUCCUGGGCCUUGCCUUGUCGGAUAUCGCGCCUGACUACACUACAAAGACCGCUGAAAUCCUGUACAUUCAGAUUGCAGUUGCAUAUCUUGCGAGCUCACUAGCUGAGCCAUGCUCAGAAGAGCUGAAAAGCCGCAAAGUCAUGAAUCUGAUAAGCCAUGCUGGAUCUGCAAACCAGCAGCUCCCUUUACCUUCAUGGGUCCCCGAUUGGAGCACAAGCCUUCAGAGCCGGCGAUUUGUCCUCCGUCCUCCGUCUUCACUCGAUCCUAUACCGGGGUAUGAGGCUGGCGGACCUGUACUUUCUCAAUUCGACAUCUUGGGCCGUCAUCGCUUGCGUCUCAGCGCCAUCAUUUGCGGCUCAGUCCGUACAGCGGGCACCAAAUGGCUUGCCAAGGGAGACACGUUGAGCCGAAAACAACUUCGCGACGACGCAGGCGAAUGGCUUGCCGAGGCCAUGUCAAUCAAUUACAUGGCCGGGCAGACGUAUCUGACAGGAGGCCCGGCGAACGAAAUUUUCAAGCAAACAGUAUUAGCAGGUAGGAAUCGAUAUGGCGACUUGGCUUUACCGGAUGAUAUCCAAACGAUGUAUAAUGGCUGGCAGAGACUACAACAGACGACUUUCACAACCGACCACUUGAAAGAACGUGUCCAUGGGGACCAGUGGCUCUACUUUCAUGCGACAAUGGCGGCGCAGGGACGGGUCUUCAUGCUGUCAACGCACGGUCACACGGGCCUUGCGCCGCAUGGAACCAGAUGUGGUGACAGGAUCGCCGUGCUUCUGGGCGCCGGAGCACCGGUAGUAUUACGUCCUGUAGGGCAUGAUAUGGACGGGCAUCUGUAUUCCCUUAUUGGUGAAGCUUACAUUCAUGGCAUGAUGGACGGUGAAGUGACUCGAAACGUACAGUUUGACGACCCGGGGAUUGAAGACAUCGUGCUUGUUUGA
This is a messenger RNA of Cladophialophora carrionii CBS 160.54, 1839 nucleotides long. RefSeq lists its product as uncharacterized. The transcript is spliced from 2 exons. Lineage: Eukaryota; Fungi; Ascomycota; Eurotiomycetes; Chaetothyriales; Herpotrichiellaceae. The coding region runs from base 1 to 1839 and encodes 612 amino acids. The record is from RefSeq and is a predicted model, not a curated record.